Tauraco erythrolophus (red-crested turaco) is the source of this 288-nucleotide messenger RNA. NCBI's taxonomy places the organism in Eukaryota, Metazoa, Chordata, Aves, Musophagiformes, Musophagidae. The record is from RefSeq and is a predicted model, not a curated record.
GUGAUGUACCUGCUGCUGCACGCGGUGAAGGGCACCCCCUUUGAGACCCCGGACCAGGGCAAGGAUCGCCUCCUCACGCACUGGGAGCAGAUCGACUACGGGACGCAGUGCACUGCGUCGCGCAAGUUCCUCAGCGUCUCCCCAGUGGUGCUGUACCUCCUCACCAGCUUCUACACCAAGUACGACCCCGCGCACUUCAUCAUCAACACGGCCUCCCUGCUCAGCGUCCUUCUGCCCAAGCUGCCCCAGUUCCACGGCGUGCGGGUCUUUGGCAUCAACAAGUACUGA